CGUCGAUCAGUGCCAGCCGGAUCCUUCGAUGAUCAUCACAUGAAGCGUCUUCGUUUGUCUGCUGCAUGCCUUGAAUAACGCGACGAACGUGGCUUCCAGAAACUUCCUUGCGAAAGUCACCAAUCCGGUAUCAUGGCCCACGACCGUCAAGAGAAAGACCUUCGAUGUCCAUACUGUCCUUUUGUCAGCCAUGACUUCGAUAAACUUGAUAGGCACGUGCAACGUCUUCACGCUGACGUGCAACACCCAAACAAUGAAAAUCCUCAAUCCAACCCAUCUCGCCCGCAGAGUGAGCCGGAUUUGAGCGAUUUUGAACUUGCCCAGGUUCUUGCCUUUGAAGAAGCCGGACUUCCUCGAGAACUUGCAUUAUCUGAGGUACAAACUGUUCCUUCCAACGAACAGCUUCCUCGAAGUCGGGAAAGUGCCAAUGGAUCCCACGUAGAUCUGCCUGUUGCCCAUCUUACCGAUGAAGCACAAUGGGUUGAGUGUUUCUGCGGCGAGCGGGUACACUUUCUUGAGCUUGAUGCACAUUCCGACAUGCACGCUCAAGAGAAGCUUUCCAUUGAGGAUGGCGAUCUUCCUGCAGUCGAGCUGGCAAAUCUUCCCUCUACCGCCGACCAUCGUUUGAGCAAUAUCUCUAAUUCCUUUAGCACCAAUAUUCCGAGAUCUCUGCGGAACUAUGAUCAGCUACAGCCCACAACUCCUCCGAGCAGCGGCAAACGACGGACUCCGUCUCUGAAGGAUAUUUUCCUCGGUAGCCCGGCAUCGUCCAAGAGAAAGUCUCCAUACAAUGCCGUAUCUGCUAAAGAAGGCAAGACACGACGUCUUGGGAGGGCAGAACUCGGGCCGUAUGCGCAUGAACGUCAAAUGCCUAACUGGCUACGACGAAUGCUUGAAGAUGGAGCACAGGUCACAAUCACUAACAGGAUCGGACCCGACGGCACCUUAGUCCGAGUCGAAAGCAUCGCGAAUGAAACUCCUGGUCUCGUACCAAUCCUUGCACGACUAUCUCAGCUUGACCGGAGUGUUGAACGUGCGUUCUAUUGCAGCCCCGAAGUACGUCAUGUGUGCAAGAUGCCUAAAGAAGGAGGGUUCUGCGGUUACCGCAACAUUCAGAUGCUCAUAUCAUACGUUCGCGGGGCUGAGGCUACCGGGGCUGCAUGUUUUCGUGAAAAGUUGCCCUCUAUUCUGCGACUUCAGGAUUUGAUUGAGGAUGCUUGGGAUAUGGGGAUCAAUUCAAAUGGACGAGUCGAGACUGGCGGCAUCCGACUGACACGAAAGUACAUCGGCACGCCUGAAGCACAAGCAUUGUUCAUGAGCUUGAAUAUUCCAUGCGAAGCGACGGCAUACACGACCACUGGUAAUGUCGAGGCCUCCGAGACUAUGCUUUGUGCAGUUUGCGAGUACUUCGACGAUAACACAACCAAAGACAAUGUGGACAAAGUUGUCAUAACGGACAAGCCACCUAUCUACUUCCAGCAUCAAGGUCACUCGAUGACAAUUGUCGGUGUCGAGAGCAGACUGGACGGGGAUGUCAAUCUGAUGGUUUUUGAUCCCAUGUUCAACCCGUCUCCUGCUCUGAAGAAGGUCGUUAUGUCAGGGACCACAUCAUUCAAAUGUGCCGAGCCGGAAAAGUUGCUCAAGGCGCACAGACGUGGAGAGAAAUAUCUCGGAAAAUACCGCGACUUCGAACUCCUGAAGCUGAAAUGAGAGCACCCUACGAGACCAGUAUGGAGAAGAUUCCGAUUCCCCAGCACGGGACAUGAC
Messenger RNA from Exophiala xenobiotica, 1767 nucleotides. RefSeq lists its product as uncharacterized. The transcript is spliced from 2 exons. NCBI's taxonomy places the organism in Eukaryota, Fungi, Ascomycota, Eurotiomycetes, Chaetothyriales, Herpotrichiellaceae. The record is from RefSeq and is a predicted model, not a curated record. The coding region runs from base 133 to 1710 and encodes 525 amino acids.